AGUGCCUGGGUGUUUCAAUGGCCGUCGGGUGAUGUCUAAAACCAUGCGGCACCACUGGCUGCUCCUUGGGGCUUGCGGCUGGGUGCUGCUCAUCCUCAUGUUCGCCAGCAAGUUCAUCAACUUCAGAGCCAUAGACGACUAUGGAGAGAAGACUGAUGCACACAGCUGGACAGAACCAGGUGCCAAGGUCGUUAAGUCAAUCCCUGUGUCCAACCGACCACAAUCAGCUCCCAAACCAUCAGAUCUGCCCUCAGCAGUGCCAUCGGCGGCAGACUGGCAGUCAGUGGUGGGGAAGCGGAUCGAGUUGCUCUCGGCCGUGUGUAAGAACACCACCCUCAGGAAUCUCACUCACGUCCCCGUCAGCAAGUUUGUCCUGGACCGCAUCUUUGUCUGCGACAAACACAAGAUCCUGUUCUGUCAGACGCCCAAAGUGGGCAACACACAGUGGAAGAAGGUCCUCAUCGUGCUCAAUGGAAUGUUCUCAUCCGUGGAGGAGAUUCCAGAGAAUCUGGUCCACGACCACGAGAGAAACGGCCUGCCUCGCCUCUCAUCCCUCACACCACAGGAAAUCACUGACAGAUUGAACACUUACUUCAAGUUCUUCAUUGUAAGAGACCCCUUUGAGCGCCUGAUCUCGGCUUUCAAGGACAAGUUUGUGAAGAACCCACGCUUCGAGCCCUGGUACAAGCACGACAUCGCGCCUGCUAUCAUCCGCAAGUACCGCAAGAGCCACCGCGAUGGCGAACACGCGGCCAGCGGUCUGCGCUUUGAGGACUUCAUCCGUUACCUGGGUGACACGGAAGGGCGCCGGCAUAUGGACAGGCAGUUCGGCGAGCACAUCAUCCACUGGGUGACGUAUGCAGAGUUGUGCGCGCCCUGCAAUAUCCACUACAGCGUCGUGGGCCACCACGAGACUCUGGAGCACGAUGCCCCUCACAUCCUCAAAGCGGCGGGCAUCAACCAGCUGGUCUCCUACCCCGCCAUACCUCCGGGCAUCACCCGCUACAACCAGUCCAAGGUGGAGCACUACUUCUCAGGCAUCAGCAAGCGAGACAUCAGGCGUCUGUAUGUGCGCUACCAGGGCGACUUCCACCUUUUCGGCUACCCAAAGCCAGACUUCCUGCUGAACUGAAUGAAGAAGACCCUCUGACAGUCUUUUUUUUUUUGUGACUCAUUAACAUACAGUGAAAAGCACAAGUGUUGGGACAGUCAAACAUUGGUUAUCUCUGUUGUACAUUUACGAGAAAGAACAAUAUGAGGCAAAAAUACCAGAAUGCCAGUACUUUUUUCUGGGUAUUUUGUUUUUCCAUACAUGUGGGAACAGUGUCAAAAGUGUUUGGUCCUCUCAAUUUUAAGUAAGCGUAUGUACUGGGCCAACCUAACAGACAGCAAAUUGCAUCUCUAGGAAGAUGGAGUUGGAUAUCAAUCCGGAAGUAAAAACUGACAUUCUGUACUUGAGCCUCCACAUUCAUCUUCUCAUCUGAAAUGCAUAUCUCGUAACAGAGUAUGCAACAGAAAUAAGCGAUCUUUCUUGGCAUUCACAACAUUUAUGCUUUUCUCUGCACACUCAAUCAAUUUUCUGUUCACCGAGAUGCAGGUGAACCGUGGCUGACCAUAUGCCAUUGAAAAGUGUCAAAUGUCAACCGAGGCAGAAAGAAGUACAUGGCUGGGUUGCAAUAGCCGUUGGCUGUAAUAUCUUCGCUCCUACUUUAGCCUCCCAGGUUGGAGUAACUGACUAGUUGUGGCUAUGUUUGCCAAAUUACAGGUGACUGACAAAGUGACUUAUUUAACAAUUGUAUUAAGAUGUUUAUUUUAUUUUAUUUUAUACUGCAAGCACUCUACAUUGCUUGCAUGCCAGACCUCCCGUAGAUUGCGGUAGGAGGGUGUACCAGGCACAAAUGCACUAAAGCAUCCUGUAAUAUUUUGAGUUAUUUACUGUACGAGUUUACAGGCAAGAGAGACAGGAAUUAAAAGAGCAAGAGUUAAGACUUGAAAAUCUGCUGCCCAUUGUAUACAGUAGCCAACCUGAAGUAACUCUGUAAUUUAACUACAUUCUAGGAUAUGCUUUUUGAAUAUGUAGCAGUUUGAAACGUGAGUGGGAAAAGGGCAAUACUAUAAGCUGUAAAGACUGUAGAUUUGGGCGUGACACUCAUGCUUAUGAUUUGUGUAACUCAUUUAAUUGUUCUCAUAUUGCAGGGAUGCGUACAGUACUCUGUAAUCCAGUGAAUACAAGCCUCUUGCUCUUAAAUGUAGCCUCUAUAUAUUGCACUGUAUGGAUUACCAGUUCCUUUGUACCGUCCCGUUGAGGAAGGCUUCUGGAUGUCGCCAUGUGUUUUGACACGUGUCAGUUUGUGCUUCGCACCGCUGGGAGCCGAGAAAGGUCAGGACAAUCAAGGUUGCCCAGAUCCCCCCCCCCUUUUCUCCCCAAUUGCACUUGGCCAAUUGCCCCACUCUUCCGAGCUGUCCCGGUCGCUGUGCCCCCCGCCCCCCCUUCUGCCAAUCCGGGGAGGGCUGCAGACUACCACAUGCCUUCUCCGAUACAUGUGGAGUCGCCAGCCGCUUCUUUUCACCUGACAGUGAGGAGUUUCGCCAGGGGGACGUAGCGCGUGGGAGGAUCACGCUAUUCCCCCCUCCUCCCCGAACAGGCGCCCCGACUGACCAGAGGAGGCUCUAGUGCAGCCACUGGGACACAUACCCACAUCCGGCCUCCCAGGGUCGCCCAACCAAACUGCGUAACACGGGGAUUCGAACUGGCAAUCCUUGGACGCUAGAUUUUUUUGACAAGUGCCAAGGGUCCAAUUAUGAUUUAGAUGGCAGGAUAAACGAGAUUAGACGUUCAUCACUUGGAAAUGUAGCAAGAUCCUACAAACAUCGUUACACUUUGUAUUGAGCUUCGUAUUGGUUGAGUCCUGUAAGCAAAAUCGGCCUUCGAACUGUCGUGAAAUGGCAAGAAAAUCGAUUAUUCUCUUUCUCCGAAGGGCCUUCGAAGGACAGGGAGAACUAUUCACUCGCGGGUCCAACUUUUGGCAGCCCUGAUGUGUACUGUAGAAAUGCUUUUAGACGUUUCAGCCCUCUAACAUUAGAAGGAGACUCGCAUCUGCUUCGGUGUGCUUGGUUUGCAAAAAAAAAAAAAACUUUUAACUGCACAGCUACUUGGAAGGAACCGAGCGCUGAACUUUACUGGAUGACGUUUUUGUCCUCAUCAGCGCUAUACUGUGUAAAUUGUGUUAACAUUACUUGUAACCCAACCUGUUUUAUAAUAUGGUACAUUAACCUGCUGACCAGAAAAAAAAAACAUCUCAGAGAUAAAACUGCCUCCAAGUGACGACCUACGUUUUAACCGGUGGUCAACCAGUAUAUGAGGACAGAAGUAGCAAGUAAUAAAGUUCUGUGU
Lampris incognitus (smalleye Pacific opah) is the source of this 3394-nucleotide messenger RNA. It is a transcript of the gene chst10, whose product is annotated as carbohydrate sulfotransferase 10. Gene Ontology annotation, cellular component: membrane. Lineage: Eukaryota; Metazoa; Chordata; Actinopteri; Lampriformes; Lampridae. The record is from RefSeq and is a predicted model, not a curated record. The transcript is spliced from 5 exons. Gene Ontology annotation, molecular function: sulfotransferase activity. Gene Ontology annotation, biological process: proteoglycan biosynthetic process; carbohydrate biosynthetic process. Bases 32 to 1132 code for a protein of 366 amino acids.